AUGGCUCACCAUUCAGUUCACAUUGGGGAGAGGCCAUUCACCUGUUCAGAAUGUGGGAAGAGAUUCACUCAAUCAUCCAACCUACUGAAACACCAGCGAGUUCACACUGGGGAGAGGCCGAACACCUGCUCAGACUUUGGGAGGAGAUUCUCUCAGCCAUCUCCACCAAAUAUGCAUCAUUGUGUUCACACUGGGGAGAGGCUGUUCACCUGGUGUGAAUGUGGGAAGGGAUUCACUCAGUAA
Molecule: messenger RNA, 243 nt
Organism: Mobula hypostoma (lesser devil ray)
Lineage: Eukaryota; Metazoa; Chordata; Chondrichthyes; Myliobatiformes; Myliobatidae
Product: zinc finger protein 239-like
Exons: 1
Coding region: 1-243 (80 amino acids)
Biological process (GO): regulation of transcription by RNA polymerase II
Molecular function (GO): DNA-binding transcription factor activity, RNA polymerase II-specific; RNA polymerase II cis-regulatory region sequence-specific DNA binding
Source: RefSeq, a predicted model, not a curated record